Aplosporella prunicola CBS 121167 is the source of this 1017-nucleotide messenger RNA. RefSeq lists its product as uncharacterized. The transcript has 4 exons. The record is from RefSeq and is a predicted model, not a curated record. NCBI's taxonomy places the organism in Eukaryota, Fungi, Ascomycota, Dothideomycetes, Botryosphaeriales, Aplosporellaceae. Gene Ontology annotation, molecular function: NADP binding; oxidoreductase activity, acting on the aldehyde or oxo group of donors, NAD or NADP as acceptor; NAD binding. The coding region runs from base 1 to 1017 and encodes 338 amino acids. Gene Ontology annotation, biological process: glucose metabolic process.
AUGGCCCCCAUCAAGGUUGGUAUCAACGGUUUCGGUCGCAUUGGCCGUAUCGUCUUCCGCAACGCCAUCGAGCACGAUGACGUCGCCGUCGUUGCUGUCAACGACCCCUUCAUUGAGCCCAAGUACGCUGCGUACAUGCUCAAGUACGACACCACCCACGGCCAGUUCAAGGGCACCGUUGAGGUCAACGGCAGCGACCUGACUGUCAACGGCAAGACCGUCCGCUUCUACACCGAGCGCGACCCCGCCAACAUCCCCUGGGCUGAGACCGGUGCCUACUACAUCGUCGAGUCCACCGGUGUCUUCACCACCACCGAGAAGGCCAAGGCCCACUUGAAGGGUGGUGCCAAGAAGGUUGUCAUCUCCGCUCCUUCCGCUGAUGCCCCCAUGUUCGUCAUGGGCGUCAACAACGAGAGCUACAAGUCCGACAUUGAGGUCCUCUCCAACGCCUCUUGCACCACCAACUGCUUGGCUCCUCUCGCCAAGGUCAUCCACGACAAGUACGGCAUUGUUGAGGCUCUGAUGACCACUGUCCACUCCUACACCGCCACCCAGAAGACCGUUGACGGUCCCUCCGCCAAGGACUGGCGUGGUGGCCGUACCGCUGCUCAGAACAUCAUUCCCAGCAGUACCGGUGCCGCCAAGGCUGUCGGCAAGGUCAUUCCUUCCCUUAACGGCAAGCUCACCGGUAUGGCCAUGCGUGUGCCUACCCCCAACGUCUCCGUUGUCGACCUGACUGCCCGCCUCGAGAAGGGCGCCUCUUACGACGACAUCAAGGCCACCGUCAAGGCUGCUGCCGAGGGCCAGCUCAAGGGCAUUCUCGCCUACACCGAGGACGACGUCGUCUCCUCUGACAUGAACGGCGACUCGCACUCCUCCAUCUUCGAUGCCAAGGCCGGUAUCUCGCUCAACGACAACUUCGUCAAGCUCGUCGCCUGGUACGACAACGAGUGGGGUUACUCCCGCCGUGUCCUUGACCUCCUUGCCUACAUUGCCAAGGUUGACGGCAACGCCUAA